Molecule: messenger RNA, 885 nt
Organism: Solanum verrucosum
Lineage: Eukaryota; Viridiplantae; Streptophyta; Magnoliopsida; Solanales; Solanaceae
Exons: 3
Coding region: 1-885 (294 amino acids)
Molecular function (GO): zinc ion binding; nucleic acid binding
Source: RefSeq, a predicted model, not a curated record
AUGGGAUCAAAUGGUGUUCAGGAAGGGACCUCUACUGGAAAUCAACUACCCACUCAAGUUCCUAUAGAUCUGACUAGUGUGUUCUAUGUUCAUCCAUCUAAAAGUGCUGGAUCCACAAUUAUUCCAGUCCUUUUCGAUGGAUCUGGGUAUCGUUCAUGGAGACGAGCUGUUCUUCGAGGACUGUCUGUAAAGAAUAAAACUGGGUUCAUAAACGGCAAGGUAUUGAAGCCACCUCUUGAUUCACCUGGUUUUGCUCAAUGGGAAAGGUGUGAUGAUAUGGUCACGUCUUGGAUUUUGAAUUCUCUGUCUAAGGAUCUCAGGGACAGUCUACAGUAUGUUGAUAAUGCAAAAGAACUUUGGGAUGAAUUGGUGGAGGACAGGAUAAAGAAGUUGUGGGAAGAGCUUAACACUUUGGACACCAAUUCACAAUGCACAUGUUUGUGCACAUGUGGUGGAAAGUCGAAGAUGCACAAAGCUGAACUUGACAGGAGACUAAUACAGUUCCUCAUGGGACUAAAUGGGGAAGAGAGACAAAGGGAAGUCAAACCUCAUAACAAACCUCAUAUGGACUCAAGCUUUUUUCAUGUGAAUGCCGCUAGCACUAGUUCUGGUUUCAGAACCAACUAUAAUCCUCAUAAAAACAAUGUGGGCACCAGCAGGCCCUCAAGCAAGUCAAAUCUCUUUUGUGAUUAUUGUAAAAAGACUGGUCACAUCAGAGAAAAGUGUUACAGGCUUCAUGGUUUCCCUCCAGAUUUUAAGUUCACCAAAGGUAGAAAUGCAAGAACAGCAGCUAAUGCAAAUGGUUUUUCUGAGGAUAUGUUGGGAGAUACUUUUGAGAAAGGUCAUGAUGUGGGAAAAGGCAAAGGAAAAUUGCAUGAACAGUGA